AUGGGAACAGGAAAAUGGUUGCGAAAAUUCCGUAAGUUUGCAGGUACAUUUGCGGAUGACAAUGAAGAAUUGCUGUACAAAAUGUUGCUGGAUCCGAAGAGAUAUGAAAAGGAUGUACGGCCAACAGAGCGCCACACUAUUUCUACCAAUGUCACAUUCGGAUUUCUUCUUAAUCAAAUUGUAGAAAUGGUACCAAAAUCAAUGAUAGCAUUGUAG
Molecule: messenger RNA, 216 nt
Organism: Gongylonema pulchrum
Lineage: Eukaryota; Metazoa; Nematoda; Chromadorea; Rhabditida; Gongylonematidae
Source: the annotation of a GenBank genome assembly